UUGGUGGCAUGGAGGAUGGAAGCUUUGAAACUUUUAGAUGUGAUUGGAAUCCUUUUAAAAGCAAUUUUUAUUUUACAGGACCUGAAAGGUACACUUGAGCAAGAAUUAGACUUCCUCAAUGAAGGGCGCAAUGGUGAACGAUGUGCUGAUGAACUUUCUAAAUUUAAGUUUGUUUAUGUACCAAAAGUUCAUUGGGAUUUGAGUAGCAAGAGAGUAUUAACUGCAGAGUUUAUAGAUGGACUUAAGGUCAGCGACAAAGAAGGUUUAGCAAAAGCAGGUCUUAAUUUAGUUGAUAUAGACAAGAAACUCAUCAAUGCGUUUGCAGAACAGAUUUUCCAUACAGGUUUUGUACAUGCUGACCCUCAUCCUGGAAAUGUUUUAAUUCGUCAAAGUAAACAUGGGGGAGCAGAAAUUGUGAUUUUAGAUCAUGGUUUGUAUCAGUUUUUACCUACCUCUGUAAGACAACCACUUUGUCGACUUUGGAAGGCUAUCGUUGUUGGAGACCAUGAGAAUAUGAAAGAAAAUUCAGCACAGUUGGGAGUUGCAGCUUCAGGCUAUAGAUUGUUUUCCAUUGCUCUCGUCCAGCGAUAUGUCUCACCACCUGGAGGCUUUGUUAGGGAUGUCUUUGACUUGUUUUAUGAUGAAAAGGGGCCAAAGUACAUAUCUCAUGCUGACUUUCAUAAGCUACCAGAAGAGGAGAAGAAAGAAGUCAGGAGACAGGUCAUGGAAGUUCAUGACCGAGUCUUGGAUGUCUUCCAAAAUAUACCUUCUGAUCUCUUUCUGAUUCUUAGGAACGUAAAUACCAUCCGUGCUAUUACCACUGACCAUGGUAACGUGGUAGAUCGCUAUACUCUUAUGGCACGAUCAGCCACUAGAGGAGCAUUUGUUGAACCCAAUGCUCCACUAAAGCAAAGACUUCGAGGCCAUUGGGAGCAGUUUUACUUUGAUUAUAAUCUCAAGAAAGAAGCUGUAAAGAUGUGGUUGAUAAGGAAAGUCUUUUAUAUACUGUACCUUCUUGGGCAAGCACCAGACAUAUCUGAGGCCAUAAGCUGAAUUUGAAGCAAAUUUUUAGCAUGGUACCAUAAUUUAUCUAUACUGAUAUUUUUUAAAGGCUAAUUAAUCAGUAUACAAGGUGGAAGAACUUGCGAGGUAAGGCAUAUGACAGUUAUUUAGUUUUUGAAAUUGUAAAUUUUGAACUGUUGCAAGUUUAUAAAGUACAUGUUUUUUUUUAAUUACUCGUUCAAAAAAAAGGAAAUUGAACAUUGCUAUUAUCAGCUUUGAAACAUGGUGUUGGCCCUUUUCUUAUGUAAUGUGCUUCAAAGAGAUAAAACACCAAAAGGGACAAAGCUGUUUACUACCAGGCAUGAAAGUUGAUCAUUUUUUCCAUUGUUCCACAUGCAGUUUUUAGUUGAAAAAUAUUGUUUAAGCCCAUAAUCAUUUCUUUCUAGAUCCUUUGAAAUUUUAUCUUAGAGUUGAAGCAUAAGUAAAAUUAAAUAUUUUGAUGGUAUAAGUUUUUAUUUUUGCCAUAAAUAAUGGGGAUAUUCAUAAAUUGUAACAAACUUGCCAGUCAGGAAUCUGUUAUAAUGUACUGGAAUUUUCACUUUUUUUUUGGAAGUGCAUUGCUGGCAGGAAAAUAUUUUGUUGUUACCUGUAUCAGUAAGUUGAUAAACUGAUUACAAUUCAAGUUUGUUUUGCAUAGUAUAUAGUUUUCUUAAAAUGAAAAAUUUAUUGAUAAUGCUGUACUUAUUUUUAGAAGGUUCUUUCACAAAAUGUGUUAUAACUUCUAUUGUAUAGUAUAUUUGUAUAACUCUUUUCAUAAGUAAAUUGUACAUAGACCAA
Molecule: messenger RNA, 1839 nt
Organism: Macrobrachium nipponense
Lineage: Eukaryota; Metazoa; Arthropoda; Malacostraca; Decapoda; Palaemonidae
Exons: 6
Coding region: 16-1053 (345 amino acids)
Source: RefSeq, a predicted model, not a curated record